This is a messenger RNA of Ambispora gerdemannii, 204 nucleotides long. NCBI's taxonomy places the organism in Eukaryota, Fungi, Glomeromycota, Glomeromycetes, Archaeosporales, Ambisporaceae. The record is from the annotation of a GenBank genome assembly.
CAAGCAAAUGAUUUAGCUGGAGGAACUGCUCAACCUCAAUUUAAUGCUAAUGUCUUGAAAAAAAUAUUAGUUCUCGUUCCCAGUUUAGAAAAACAAAGAGAAAUAAUUCAAGGAAGAGAAAAGGAACGGCAGAUAAUCAAUCAUCAAAAGCAAAGUAUUAUUCUAUUGGAAGAAAAAGCAAAAAGUUUCUUGGUUAGCCUUUGA